This is a messenger RNA of Vespula pensylvanica (western yellowjacket), 3916 nucleotides long. RefSeq names its product monocarboxylate transporter 2-like. Gene Ontology annotation, molecular function: monocarboxylic acid transmembrane transporter activity. The record is from RefSeq and is a predicted model, not a curated record. NCBI's taxonomy places the organism in Eukaryota, Metazoa, Arthropoda, Insecta, Hymenoptera, Vespidae. The transcript has 8 exons. The coding region runs from base 827 to 3694 and encodes 955 amino acids. Gene Ontology annotation, biological process: transmembrane transport.
AUGGAUCAACACUGGAUCGAGUUCGCCUAUGGAGUCGAGAGCCGCAGCCGCGUUGAGUCUCGACUCGUGACGCUCUUCGCCAUCGGCAGUUCGCGAUCUGAGCGUGUCGCGCUCGGUCGUUCUCCUUUUCGUGUCUUCUCGGUAACUCCAGCAUCCGCUGGACCACUACUAAACUAUCCACCGAUCUAUUUCCAUGUCUUCGAUCAUAUCCACAAUUUUUCAUUCGAAAAAAUUGUAAAAAAAAAAAAAACGAGAAAAAAGAUAAACUGAAUUCGAAUAAGAAAUUAUUAUCGAUCUUGAAAAAAAAAAGAAAAAAGAAAAAGAUUAGAUAAACAUGAAUUAAUCUGACUUAAUGUUUUAAUUUAGAACACGUAUAAAAAAAAAUAUGUAUAUAUAUAUAUAUAAAUAAAAGUAUGGUAAUAAAUAAAUUGUAUCGGUUCGAUGUCGUGAAAAAUAAUAAAUAAUGAAUUAAGAAGAUAUACAAUCGAUAUCAAGAAAAGAUCGUCUUCUCGUUCACUAUUCGAAAGAUAGAUAGAGAGAUAAAAAAAGAAAAAGAGAGAAAGAGAUCUGAAGGAUAGAUCUUCUUUGGAUCAAAUUCAAAAACUCGUGGAAGUGGUUUGAAAGAACGGAGAAAGAGACGUAUCGUUUCGUAGAAAGGAAAUGGAAGAUUCAGAGGAAGAGGAAGAUAAAGAACGACGAAGAAGAAGAAAAAGAAAAAAAAGAAAAAGAAGAAGAAGAAGGAGAUGUAAAAGACGAGGAGGAAAGUGGUAAAAAGUAAGUUAAAGAAUAACGAUAGAAAUAAAUCAAGAAGGACGAUAUAAACAAGAUGGCAGCUUCGCGAGUCGAUUCGAAUCUUGAAAUGGAUAAUGAAGGAACUUUGACCUUUCCAAGGGAAAGUAAUUACGAUGACAAUGAGAAAGAAUCGAAACGUGAUUCUUUUGGUGAAGUUAACGACAAGAGAAUAGCUGAGGACGAUAGGGAGAAAGUUCAGUUAUCGAAUUGUAACAACUCCGAAAGAAUUCGAAAAGUUUCGAAGGUGAAGGAACGUGAAGGAAGGGAUAAGAAGGAUGAGAUUCCUGAUGGCGAGAAGUUAAAGGGCUGUGGAAAAAAUUUACUCGAGGCUGAUGGAAGAUCAUCGAAAUUCCAACGGCAGGUUCGUGGUUUACGAAAGCAAGCAAGAAUAGUAACGACGGCAACCAUAGAAGACAGAACGAUAAAUGACAGAUCGAUCAAUGGUAACGAUCGAGUAAAGAAUCUCGAAAUUCAGGAUUCAACUGAGCGUUCUGUUAAAGAGAGAAAUCUGAUAGGGAGGAAAGUGGAGAAUCAUCGAACGUUGAAAGAAUCUACUCAAGAAAGGAUCAACGUGAAAGAAUCUUCUAUGAGGAGUCGAGUUUCGCCUGUUAAAAGAAGGAAAUCUCAGAUCGAUAAAGAUAUCGAAUCUCAUCCUGCUUUAUUUUCUUCUACAUCAUCUUCUUCCUAUUCGGAUAAAGAAAGGAGGAAUAUAAAGAAAUGUAAAAAUUGUGGUGAGCAACAUUACCCUUAUGGUCGAUACUCGUAUCUUAAUAAAUAUUCGACUUAUUUCGAGGGUGAUUUAGGUGCUUACGAAAGGCACGAAACUUCGGCGAAAGUUAUCUUAGCUAAUGCUGGUCCAGUUCGUGGUCCUGAUUCAAGAUUAGAGACACCGGUAACAUCUUUGCUGUAUCGUAGCAGAUCACUCCCAAGAUUGUCCGUUCACGACAGCGGUGUCGGAUGCAGUGCUAAUGAACAGACAGUACCUGGUCCAGGUCAACAUGGUACGAAACAGCUGGUAGCCGAUUUGAGACAGCUGUUGACGUUGAAGCAACAUUACUAUCCAGAAGGUGGUUGGGGUUGGCUCGUCAUACUAGUAGGAAUGUUCGUCCAGAUUCUCUCCCAUGGGACACAGGGUGCUGUUGGUGUAUUUGUUCAGCAUGUAGCCAAUCGAUUUGGUCAUCACGUUUAUCUUGAGUCAGGAUGGCUAGGUGCGAUGUCCACUGGAGUAGCCUUGCUAGUAUCACCCGUUACGAUAGCCUUCUGUAGAAGAAAAAGCACCAGAGUUACGGCCGUUUUGGGUGGCCUCGUUACGGCACUCGGUUGCCUCUUCACGUCCUUCGCCUCGCAAUUUCAUCAAUUGUUCUUCAGUUAUGGUACCAUGGUGGGAAUAGGUGUGAGUAUGACAAGAGAUUGCAGUACGUUAAUGGUAGCACAAUAUUUCAAACGAAGAAGAGAACUCGUUGAGAUCUUCAUCGUCUCUGGAAGUGGUUUGGGUAUAGCAGUCAUGUCGGCCUUCAUAAAAGGUGCCAUUAGCAAGAUAGGCUGGCGGUUGGGUCUUCAAGCGGUGACCGGUGUCGUUUUCCUCACCUUCAUUUUAGGAACAUUUUAUCGAAGUGCUUCCCUUUAUCAUCCUCAACGUCGGGCAAUAUUACAUUUGAAGAAUCAAAAAAGAAAGAUCAAGGAUAAAAAUAAGACCGACGAUAGACCUGCGUUCUUUGAUUUUAGCACCCUCAAAAGUAAAACAGUUAGGAUACUGUUGGUUUCAACGGGGAUAUCGGCUUUUGGAAUAAACACGCCGAUUUUUUAUCUGGCGCAUCAAGCGGAGGAGGAAGGCCUUGGAGACACCGUUGUCUUGCUCCAAGCUUAUCUCGGAUUGGCUUGGACACUUGGCUGCGUGGCCUUCGGUCUUUUGGUCGUUCAUCGGAACGUCGAGUGCAGAAUUGCAAGGCAGUAUCUCACACAGGCUGCUGUCUUCGUAUGCGGGCUUUGCAUUCUCGCACUCACUGCUGUUCAAGGAAAUUAUCAUGGAUAUGUUAUGUUCACAUGGAUUUACGGGAUCUUUUGCGGUGGCUAUCAUUAUAGUCUGAAAAUGUAUACGUACGAAAGGGUAAGAGCAAGGAACUUUGCCAGAACUUGGGGCUUCGUUCAAUGCUCUCAAGCGAUACCGAUCGCCAUUGGUGUGCCAAUUUCUGGAUAUAUAAACGUGGGUUGUGGUGGUAAAGCAGGUUAUUACUUUAGCUCGACUUGCGUUUUAGUCGGCAGUUUCACUCUAUUCUUCAUAGAUCUCCAUAGACGAAACCUGUCGAAACAUAAACAUACUAGAGCAAACGGUAGCAAGCAUUUAUGUGUCCUUGGUAAUUGUCCUCAACAACGGAGACCGUCCUUUAGUCAGGAACCCGAAAACGAUGGGACACAUGUAGCAGCUGCUGGUGCAGCUGCUGCUGCCCUUGUACUUGGAGCUGAACUUGGACCAGCACCUGGUGACAUAAUAGAUGCAUUAGGAGCAGAAAAGCCCGAACUGACGUGUAUUUCCGAGGAGGGCAUAGCCGAUAUGGAUCUUCCAGAUAAUCUUCUCGAUGAUCUCGAUUAUAUCGGUGAUUGUAUAACCUCGUGCAACAAGGUUGAGAACUAUCUCAUGCUCUCAGAAUUCGAAAACAAUCUGAUCGCCGAGAUGCCGAUUAUUAUGGACCGACGAGGUCGCAGAUGGUCCUUGGCACGAUCGAAGGCCGGUCAAACGACUGUUUGUGGUCAACAAACGGUUGGCACUAAUGCAGUGGCAGGAAACUCACCGAUUCAGGAGGAAGAUUCGAACGAAACGAAUGCCGUCAAGUGGCACCUUGGAAGUCAGCCUACCAACGCUAAUAGUCGAACGAUUACGGUCAUUGACGAAGCGAGUACAUAAUUUCAAGACGAAAGGGUUCCUCGCGUUCGACGUAAAAAAGAAAAAGAAGGAGAACAAAAAACUUAUCCUGUAAAGGAAAAAGAUAAUUUAGUAAUAACGAAACAGAAACGAAUCUUUUGUAUAAUACAAUUUCGAUUCGUUGAUAAUAAUAAUGACGAUGAUCAUGAUAAUGACGACGACGAUGAUGAUGAUGAUGAUGAUGAUGAUGAUGAUGAUGAUGAU